AUGGAGCAUUUUGGUUGUACUUCCUCCGAGACAGAUUUGUUUGUACUUUUGCUGUUAGGCUUGGAGGGACCAGCCAAGCCUCAGUCCCUUUACAACUUCACCAUCAUACAUAAGGCCACACCUGGACAGUCAUGGUGUGAGGCUCAAGGCCAGGUAGAUAAAGAGCCUUUUUGUCAUUUUGACUGUGGGAACAACAAGGUCAUGAACUUGAGUCUCCUUGGAAUGAAAAUGAAUGCCACAGAGCAAUGUGAGAGACAAACACAAACUCUGAGAGACACAGGGGUCAAUCUGAGACAACAAGUACUGGACAUUAAACUGGAUUCUGUCGCCCUGCAGAUAUUCCUCCUGUUUGACCUAGAAACCAUGAAGUGGCCACAGGUUUAUCCUGGUGCCAGACUGAUGAAGGAGGCCUAG
Elephantulus edwardii (Cape elephant shrew) is the source of this 414-nucleotide messenger RNA. RefSeq names its product NKG2D ligand 2-like. Gene Ontology annotation, cellular component: external side of plasma membrane. The transcript is spliced from 3 exons. The coding region runs from base 1 to 414 and encodes 137 amino acids. Gene Ontology annotation, biological process: antigen processing and presentation of endogenous peptide antigen via MHC class I via ER pathway, TAP-independent; antigen processing and presentation of endogenous peptide antigen via MHC class Ib; positive regulation of T cell mediated cytotoxicity. NCBI's taxonomy places the organism in Eukaryota, Metazoa, Chordata, Mammalia, Macroscelidea, Macroscelididae. The record is from RefSeq and is a predicted model, not a curated record.